CUACUCUCCGUUUUGAAACUCACCUCAUUCACAAAUGCGCGCCUCCUGGGACCGGUAUUGUCUCACUAGGGCUUGAUGCCAUCCGUCCAUCUGCCAGAAGCGCCGAUGGACUGGCAUGCCCUGGGAUACGCCAGCGGCCAAUCUUUGUGCCGUCCCAGCUUGCGCUGGCUUCCUUGAGCGCUUAUGUCUAAAUCCGCCACUCUGGCGCUGGGCUCUUGGUGGCUGUGAGCCGUGGCAUCGUCCUGGUGUGGCAGCGUGCAUGGAAAAACGCGGCACGGACACGAG
Messenger RNA from Mycena citricolor, 285 nucleotides. The record is from the annotation of a GenBank genome assembly. Lineage: Eukaryota; Fungi; Basidiomycota; Agaricomycetes; Agaricales; Mycenaceae.